Messenger RNA from Xyrauchen texanus (razorback sucker), 5528 nucleotides. RefSeq names its product chondroitin sulfate synthase 3-like. Gene Ontology annotation, molecular function: glucuronosyl-N-acetylgalactosaminyl-proteoglycan 4-beta-N-acetylgalactosaminyltransferase activity. Gene Ontology annotation, cellular component: Golgi cisterna membrane. The record is from RefSeq and is a predicted model, not a curated record. Bases 583 to 3024 code for a protein of 813 amino acids. The transcript is spliced from 3 exons. NCBI's taxonomy places the organism in Eukaryota, Metazoa, Chordata, Actinopteri, Cypriniformes, Catostomidae.
GCUCAAACCCGGAGAAAUCAUCAUGCCCAAGAGGCUAGGAGAAAAAGUUCCAUUUCCACGCGUCAAACUGUGAGGAAAAUGGCGAGUCUGUGGAGAAAAAGCAGAGAGGUUAUGUGAAUGGACUUUAUUGUGAUUGUGUGGAAACUGUAGAAAACGGCAGAAUGCCAGUCCUCAGUGCAUGAAAAAGGAAGCGUCAACUUUGUCGCGUUUUCAUUUCAGUAAUAUGGGUUAUUUUACGCGACGUUGGCACCUACCGAACGAAUUACAAGCAACCCUCUCUUCAGCGAGCAAGAGAGAAUUGGCCAAAUAUCUGCUGUAUCAAAAUUCUGAUGGGUUACAGUGGGACUACAUCGCAGUUUUCGGAUAAAUAUUGUGUUUAAGAUAUUUUGAAGAUGUUUACCUCACGUGUAAAAGGACAACGCUCAUAUUCGGGUCGCGCGGCGUGCUCGCGAACGCACUUUGCAGAUGUUAGAGAAUCACGAUCAUCAGUCAUUUGACACCAAGAAGCAAUAUGCAAACAUCUACUUAAAUAGUUUUUAUUUGUAUUUUUAAAUUUGUUUUAUCUGCUGUACUGACUGUAUAAUGGCCUUUAGGUCCAGAAGACCGUGGGUGAGUGUGCUCGUGGGGGUUUUUCUAGGGUUCACAGCCGCGUCCUGGCUGGUUGUGCCCAGAGUUCUGGAAAUAAGUGUGAAGAACAGAAGAUCCUCAGUAUGUUCAUAUUACAGUAACGCAAGGGCUCAUAAAGUUUCAGACACUGCCCGCAGUACCUCAGCUACCAACGCCAGACAAAAGCAGCAGAAUCUCUUCUCCAGUGAUGAAGGUGAAGAAGAUCCUUACAGGACAAAGAACAGCAGUGAUGGAGCAAGACCAGUACCUCCAGCCAAAAGCUUCCUGUAUGUGGGGGUCAUGACGGCACAGAAGUAUCUGAGCUCCAGGGCCGUGGCUGCCCACCGGACGUGGACUUCCAGCAUACCUGGGCGGGUGGAGUUCUUCUCCAGUGAGGGGUCUGAGAAGGUGCCCCUGCCAACUCUAGUGCCCGUCAUCUCACUGGCAGGAGUGGAUGAUUCAUACCCCCCUCAGAAGAAGUCUUUCAUGAUGCUGAAGUACAUGCACGACAAUUACCUGAAUAAAUAUGAGUGGUUUAUGAGGGCUGACGAUGAUGUCUACAUUAGAGGUGAGAAGUUGGAGCUAUUUCUCCGCUCUCUUAACAGUAGUAAACCACUGUAUCUGGGUCAGACUGGUUUGGGGACCACAGAGGAGCUUGGCAAACUGGCCCUGGAGCCCGGAGAGAACUUCUGCAUGGGUGGUCCAGGUAUGAUCUUCAGCAGGGAAGUUCUCCGCAGGAUGGUGCCACACAUCGGGGCCUGUCUCAGGGAGAUGUACACUACACAUGAAGAUGUGGAGAUAGGACGCUGUGUCAGGCGGUUUGGAGGGACGCAGUGUGUCUGGUCAUAUGAGAUGCAGCAGCUAUUCUAUGAGAACUAUGAGCACAACAAAAAAGGUUUCAUCCAGGAGCUGCACAGCAGCAAGAUCCACAAUGCCAUCACGCUGCACCCCAACAAACGUCCAGCCUACCAGUACCGGCUCCACAGUUACCUGCUCAGCCUUAAGAUCUCUGAGCUGCGGUACCGCACCGUUCAGCUUCACCGUGAAGGCUUCACUAUGAGUCGCCUCGGCAAUGCCGAAGUGCAGUGGGAGGACCAGCUGCUGGGGGCACCACCUUCCUACAUGCGCUACCGGCCCAUCGAGCGUGGUGACAUCAUCGAGUGGGACUUUGUGACAGGCAGGCACAUGUACUCAACCAGUGAGAAGCAAAUGCCUCGUCAGGGCCUUGGAAACCUGGUUCGCACGGCACUGGAGGGCACGGUGCUUCAAGUGAUGGAGAUGAUCAAUGAGAACUCUAAAGCUCGGGGCCGUAUCAUCGACUUCAAAGAGAUCCAAUAUGGCUAUCGACGAGUGGAUCCGCUUCACGGUGCCGAAUACAUCUUGGAUCUUCUGCUGCUUUACAAGAAGCACAAGGGCAGAAAAGUCACGGUUCCUGUCCGGAGACACGCAUACCUACAGCAGUCCUUCAGUCGACCAUUCUUCAUCGAGGCAGAGGAACUGGAUGUUGACAAACUAGAGGACGCCAUCAAUAGUGACUCUCGUUCCCUCUCCUUCCUCUCCAGUUCACUCAAGAUCUUCUCUUCCUUCCAGAUCUCAGAGUCGACAAAAGAGAUGCAAAGUCAAAAAAAGGUUCACUUCCUCGUACCACUCACCGGCCGCUAUGAAACCUUUGUGCGUUUCAUGAAAAACUUUGAGAGAAUCUGCCUUAUCCCCAACCAAAACGUCAAGCUGACCAUAAUCCUGGUUGAUAAUGAUACAAACCAGGACAAGGAGAGGCACCUGGAGUUGAUUAAGGAAUACCACAACAAAUACCCUAAAUCAGACCUGUCCAUCAUACCCAUGAUGGGACAAUUCUCUCGUGGCUUGGCCCUUGAGAUGGGAUCUUCCCAAUUGAGAAAUGACUCAUUGCUGUUCUUCUGCGAUGUGGACCUGGUCUUCAAUUCUGAUGCCCUCCAGAGGUGUCGAGACAACGUCAUUGAAGGAAGUCAGGUGUAUUUCCCUGUCAUCUUCAGUCAGUAUGAUCCCAAAAUUGUUUAUGCUGGUGACCCUCCAGAAGACAGCAGCUUUGUUUUUACCAAGAAGAAUGGGUUCUGGCGGGAUUAUGGGUUUGGUAUCACCUGCAUAUAUAAAAGUGAUUUGCUCAGAGCUGGAGGUUUUGAUACGUCAAUCCAAGGCUGGGGUUUGGAGGAUGUUGAUUUCUUCACAAAAGUAAUUAAUUCUGGUUUGAAAGUGUUCCGCUCUCAAGAAGCAGGUAUUGUGCAUAUUUAUCACCCUGUCCUCUGUGGCACACAUUUAGAGCCCAAGCAAUACAAAAUGUGCCUCGGGUCCAAAGCGAGCACUUACGCAUCCACAAUACAGUUAGCAGAAUUGUGGCUGUUGAAGCAUUUAGCUGUCGGGUAUAACAGGACCUCCUCCUGAUCUUCCAACAAAUCCAUCAGCAUCGCUGGAGUUGACCUCAGUUCUGCAUGAGUGCAAACAGCAACAGGCUGGCUUUAUGUGUGCAUGUUUGUAGGGGAUAUGGAUGACUGUAUAUCCAUACGUAUACAUUUAAUCACAUGAGGUAAUUCCAGAUACACUUUGAUUCCUUUGGUGCAGCAUCUUUCAUUGGUUUCUCUUUGCCAUGUAAUCUGCUACAGCAUCUUCCAAAGGAUAUUUAUUGUACAGAUCUGAACAGAAGGUAAAUUUGGAGCACUGUGGGGGGAGGUUUCAUGUUUGCCACCUAGCAAUCUGUUCAUAUCCUCUAGAGCUUUCUCACGUGAACAUCAUGCAUGGACGUGUUUAAUACGGUCCUCUUAAUGACUAAGGAGUAUCAAGCUCUGUUUCAAAACCUAGUUUGAGCUGCUUACCUAAACAGUAUUUUCAAGCAUCAUAGGUGCACUCCCAAUGUUUAGGCGGUUCCAAAAGGAUUUUUCUUUCAAUUUUAAACUGAAAACUUUGAAUCCUCAUGCGGCAUCACAUGUAUGAUUAGCAGUAAAGGCAAUCUCAGAAUGCAUUGUGCCGUCUGAAAAUGAUAGAGGAGUUAAGAGAUAUUGGUUAUAAAUAUAUUUUGUUCAAAACUGAAAAACUAUCAACAUUAAAUUGUUAAUUUUAGUUAAAAAGUUUAAAAAUUAUAAUAAACUCAGAAAAAAAGUUUAAGCAAAAAAAUAAACAUCCUCUAAUUUUUAACAGCUUUUUCAAAAAAUUUCAGCAAACUUAGUUUAUUUACACAGAAACUUUUCAGUGUAAAUAUUUUCUAUUAACAUAAAAAGAUUCAACAACUAAGACAUAAACUGAACAACUUUCACAGUUGUGACUAACAGAAAUGGAAUAAUGUCUUGUAAGGACCUGCCUUACAACAGGCCUACAAGCCCUCAAUCCAGCCUCUCUCAACUGUGAUGGAGAGAUUAUGCAUUCCUGGUGUAAGCUUACAACACCUGGUAUUCCCAGCCAUUCUCCCAUCCAAGUACAAACCAGGCCCAACCUUGCUUAGCUUCCAAGAUCAGACAAGUUUGGCGUGCUCAGGGUGGUUUCACAGACAUGUGUCUAACAGAAAUGGAAUAAUAUACCCUGAACAAAUGGGUGUCAAAAUCAAAAGUAACAGUCAGUAUCUGGUGUGGCCACCAGCUGUAUUAAGUACUGCAGUGCAUCUCCUCCUCAUGGACUGCAGCAGAUUUGCCAGAUCUUACUGUCACCCCACACUUCCACCAAGGCACAUGAAAGUUCAUGGACAUUUCUGGGGGGAAUGGCUCUAGCCCUCACCCUCACCCUCAAUGAGAUUGAGAUCCGGGCUCUUCGCUGGCCAUGGCAGAACACUGACAUUCCUGUCUUGCAGGAAAUUAUGCACAAGGCCUUCAGUCCAGCCUCUCUCAGCCUAUUGCGGACAGUCUGAGCACUGAUGGAGAGAUUGGGCAUUCCUGGUGUAACUCGGGCAGUAGUUGUUGCCAUCCUGUACCUGUCCCGCAGGUGUGAUAUUCGGAUGUACCGAUCCUGUGCAGGUGUUGUUACACGUGGUCUGCCACUGCAAGGACGAUAAGCUGUCCUUCCUGUCUCCCUGUAGUGCUGUCUUAGGCGUUUCACAGUACGGACAUUGCAAUUUAUUGCCCUGGCCACAUCUUCAGUCCUCAUGCCUCAAUGCAGCAUGCCAAUGGCACGUUCACGCAGAUGAGCAGGGUCCCUGAGCAUCUUUCUUUUUGUGUUUUUCAGAGUCAGUAGAAAGGUCUCUUUACAGUCCUAAGUUUUUAUAACUGUGACCUUAAUUGCCUACCGUCUGUAAGCUGUUAGUUGCUUAACGACCGUUCCUCAGGUGCAUGUUCAUUAAUUGUUUAUGGUUCAUUGAACAAGCAUGAAAAACAUAAUUUAAACCCUUUACAAUAAAGAUCUGUAAAGUUAUUUGGAUUUGUACAAAACUAUCUUUAAAAUACAGUGUCCUGAAAAAGGGACGUUUCUUUUUUUGCGGAGUUUAUGUAUAUUUAUACUUGCACUAGAGUAUCACAAUGUUAGCUUAGCAACAUGCUGAAGUCAAUCAUGGAAACACUUAUGAGUUUCCAUGAUGAUUAGGACAGUAGAUAGCUACUCUGCUCGCUAGGUUUUGAAACAGAAAUAUUGUGUCUAUAUGUGAUUAAAUGACACAAGCUAUCUCAUCUUUCAAUGUUUGUAAUAAUAAUAAUAUUAAUAAUAAAGAUUUAUAUAAAAAUAAUAAUGAUGUACUGAAAGUGCCACAAAUGUGCUUUAAGUGAUCCCAUUGGGGAAAGUGAAUGAAUACAAAUAUAUUUCUCUUAUUUAUACAAAGAGAAAGAUGUACUUUAUUGCUGUAUUUUCUUUUUAAUUUUAAUUAUUAAUAUGGUACUGGUUACCAUGUGACAUAUGUGUUUGUUCUUUUAUUCUUGUGUCCUUCAUUGAACUACAUACAUUUUGUUAAUUAGUUUUGCUGUAUGGCGUUUAUG